UACCAUAGAAGAAGAAGGUUAUUUCGGUCGAGGAACGUCACCUGCAUCUGUGAGGUAUUCCGAAGCCAGGGAAGAGAUGACCGGCCAGACGGAGGCUGAUAUACCUGAAACAGGAGCAGUCUUCACCUUUGGGAAGAGCAAGUUUGCUGAUAAUGUGCCCAGUAAAUUCUGGCUGAAGAAUGACCAUCCAGAGGAAAUCUCAUGUGGGGGGGAUCACACUGCUGUCAUAACAGGCCAUGGCAGGCUGUUCAUGUUUGGAAGUAAUACCUGGGGUCAGCUAGGACUGGGGUCAGAGAUCAAUGUCAACAUCAACAAGCCCACCGCUGUGAAAGCGUUCAAGUCUGAAAAAGUUAAGUUUGCGUCAUGUGGGAGAGACCACACAAUAGUGUGCACAUGGAGUGGGCGUGUUUAUGGUGCUGGCAGUAACCAGGAGGGGCAGCUUGGUUUGGGACACUGUGACGACACAAACACCUUCCACCUGCUUCAUCCUUUCUCUGACCAUGCACCAAUCAAAAUGCUUGCUGCUGGCUGCAACACCUCAGCUGCCCUGACUGAGGACGGCAGGCUGUUCAUGUGGGGUGAUAACUCUGUGGGCCAGAUCGGUCUGGGCACAGAGAGCUACGCCUCAGAGCCCAGAGAUGUGAUGGUGGGACAGCCAGUGGCCUGGGUGUCUUGUGGAUACCACCACUCAGCGUUUGUCACAGUGGAUGGGGACCUCUACACCUUUGGGGAGAGUGGGAGUGGAAGGCUGGGUGUAUUCCCAGACCAGCUAGCCAAUCACAGAGUCCCUCAGCGGGUGGAAAGCAUCCAGGACCCGGUCAUCCAAGUGUCCUGUGGAGGGGAGCACACAGUGGCACUCACAAAGGACAAUGUGUACGCGUUUGGGCGGGGGCAGCAUGGGCAGCUAGGCCAUGGGACCUUCCUGUUCGAGGUACCUUUGCCAAAAGCACUGGACCACUUCCGGAAUGGCAGAGUCAGUCACGUAACCUGUGGAGAGAACCACACUGCAGUGAUCACAGACAGUGGGAUUCUGUACACCUUUGGAGACGGUCGCCAGGGUAAACUAGGACUGGGGGAAGAGAACUUCACCAACCAGUUCAGACCAACACUGUGCCCACGCUUCCUCAAAUACAGUGUCCAGUCAGUGGCAUGUGGCGGCUCUCACAUGCUGGUGCUGGCUAUGCCCAGACUCCCAGAGGUUGAGGAAGUGGUGAUAGAGGAGGAUGAUGUUACAGAGAGCAUUCUGGAGUCUCUGGAGACCUACACCGAGCUGCUCCUGAUGGACCCCUCCUUCCUGAUGCCCAACCCACAGACCACACCUCUGUGGACCCUGUCUGCUAGGGCCCGCCGCAGGGAGAGGGAGAGUUCUCCAGAGCAGUUUGGCCAGAUGUUCCGUAACCUUCCGCCUCUGAUGUCCGGCUUCCUCAACGCCUCCCUGCCCCUGUCCAGAAAUAUCCGCAUCUCCAGAUCACCAUCUGAAGACCCCUGCAUCUCCUCACUGUCCUCCAAUCCCUCCUCAAACGACCCCCCCAGCCCCUCUCUGUCCCUUAAAUCCAGAUCCAAAACCCCAUUAACACCGUCACCCAAGUUCAUAUUCCCAGACCCUCCUAGCCCUUCACUCUCCUCCAAGUUCUUCCCUAAGAAGAGACCCAGCCCAUCAAAAUCACCCAAAUAUGCAUCUAAAGAACGCCUCACCCACUCACAGUCCUUUAAAUCCACACAUAAACUCAUCCCCACCCCCUCAAUGUCCCCUAAACCCUCCUCUGUAAAGCCCACAGAUGACAACCAAUCCCCCAAAACGCUGUCUGAGGGUCCCACCACACCACAGACAGACAGGACCAAGGACACUGUGACAGAAGCAACUGACAGCCGGAUGCUCAUUGAGAAUUUGGAGAAGAACAUGGAUGUCAUGGAAGAAGAGGACAAUAAAGACAUGUUGCCAGACCUGGCAUUACCAUCAGGAGGCGAUUUUGGCGAUGAGACUGGGACUACAUCUGCAGAACAGAAGGAUAAGGGACAUAAAAAGGGUCGGGCUCUGAGGAGAGCUGUUAAGGAGGCAGAAAUGGAGGUUGAACAAGCCCUGGUCAACAGGAAGCCGCAGCUACUUUCCCAUAAGGCCCUUCCCACCGAGCUUCUGAGAGGCUCCAGCUUGAGUUCGUUAAAGGCAGAGGGCACACCCCCAAAGAGCCCCAAAUGCUUAAUGAACCCUCAGACACCAGCCAGCGGCAAGGAAAACAUUGCUUUGACAGCGGAAAAGGCUGGCAUCAAAGUGAACACCAGUAAACUGACGGGUAGUAAUCUGCAGAGCACAGGUAAAGCAGGGUCUAAGCCAAUUUCACCAGCAAAGAAACAAAGCAAGUCAUCCGUAUCGAAACCUAGCACUCCUGAACACAGCCAGAUCCAGAUAUCUGUGUCUAAACCCAGCACUCCAAAACAUGGUCAAAACAAACUGUCUGAAUCUAAACCCAGCACUCCAAAACAUGGUCAAAGUAAGCUGUCUGAGGUGAAUAAAGGUACAGGGAUUAAAGGUAAAGGCCCUGUAAAAGUUCAAGGUAAGGAGGUUGAGGCGUCCAAAGACAAUAAAUCAAAAAUUGCAGAGGAAGAUACUAAAACAAUUGAAGUUCAAAAUAAACCACUUCAAGAGAUCAUGUCCCCUCCAGUCAAAGUUAAAGGUAAACCUGUGGAAAAGGAAACAACUCCAAAUAAGGUUAUUGCUGAAACCACUCCUUUGAAAGUAAAGAGCAUUACCAAGAAGAUUGUAGAUGAUAACAAACCUUCUGAAGGUAAAGGCACUCAAAUAAAGGGAAAAAAGAAGGCAAAAGAGGUGAAUGAAGAGAAGAUGGAAGAGUCUAUUACUUUCAACGAGUCAGGGACAACAGUGGGGAACAAAAUGGCAGUUAAAGAUAAAGGCAAAGCCAAAGAAAAAGAAAGUGCACCCACCAAAACAAAAAAUGUGCCCAAACGUAAAGAUGUUGAAGCGAAACUAACUGAGUUAGAGGGAGCCCCAGUGAAACUGAAAAGCAAGCCGACAGAGGUUUCCAGCCAUGCAGUCUUAGUAGAAUCUACCUCAAAGGCCAAAUCACCAGUCACAUCACUCUCAUUAUCAGAUGCACUACCUCAAAAUGCUGGAGAUAAGAAGUCAACAAAGUCACUGGUUGUCUGUCAGGUCAGGGAUAGAGUGGAGGUCACAGGGGAAGAUGCCUUUGAUGAAUCCCAGGAGGGGAAGCCUAGCUGGGGAGGAUUUCUCAGCGAUGCAGCCUCUCUCCUUCCAGAUGUGGGGAUGGCGGGGGCAGCCAUGGGGGUCCUGAGUGAGGCGGUGACGAGCGUGAGGGGGAUUCAGUCGGAGAGUGACACAGACACUUCUAUCCCUCCUCGGCGGUCCAGCCGGGUAGAGCGGUUCACCAAACAGAGCGCCAUCACCCAGCCUUCCUCCACAUCACCCUCUUCUUCAACAUCAGAUCCAAGCACAGCUGAGCAAAGCAAGAGGACCAACGCCCGCAUCAGCACCCUCUGGAAUUCUGAUCAGGAAGUGGGGAGCAGGAGUUUUGAGAAGGACCCAGAAACCACAGAGGCUGCUAGCGAGAGGUCAGAAGGUCAGGCCAAGGUCGAUUAUGAUGAGAACUCUAGUAGUCAAAGUUCGGGAGCUGAGGAUGAUGAAGAUAAAGAGUCCACAAAGAGACAUGGAGAUGGGACAGAAAUGGAGAGCACCCAACAAGAGGAAAAAGAGGAUGACAGAAAUGUUAAGGGUCUGGAAGAUAACAGUGAAGACAGUGAUACUGUGGCUAGCGGAGAGGGAGAGGUGGGUAGAGAAGAAAAGAGUGAAGACAGCGAGGGCGCGGAAGAGGAAAAGAGUGAAGAGAGCGAGGGCGCGGAGGCAGAAGAAAAGAGUGAAGAGAGCGAGGGCGCGGGCGCGGUAGCAGAAGAAAAGAGUGAAGAGAGCGAGGGCGCGGAGGCAGAAGAAAAGAGUGAAGACAGCGAGGGCGCAGAGGCAGAAGAAAAGAGUGAAGAGGACGUGGAGGCGGAAGAAGAAGAAAAGAGUAAUAGUGUGGGGACAGGAGAGGGGGGGGAGGAAGACGAGAGGUGUGAGAGUGAGGGGACAGGAGAGUGGGAACAGGGAGAGGAGAAGAGUGAUAGUGAUGCGACAAUAAAGGGGGAGGAGGAAGAAGAGAAAAGUGAUGAGGGUGCAGUACAGGGGGAGGAGAAAGAAGAGAAGAGUGAUAGUGAGGGGACAAGUGAUGGGGAGGAGAGCAAAGAGAGUGAUUCUGAGGCAAGCCUAGAGGAGGAGGGUGAGGAGACGAGUGCACAGAGAGAGGGGGAAGGAGAAGAAGGCGAAAGUGGUUCUGGGACAAGUGGAGAGGAGGAGGAGAAGAGUGAAGAAGAGUCCAGUGAUAAAGAGAGUUGGGAUGAAAAAAAAGAGGAAGAGGAGGAGAGCAAUUCGAGUGAGUAUGAAAAGGAGGAGAGUGGUGAUGAAUCAGGAAAUGAGGCUGAGAGCAAGAGUGAGGGAUCAGCAGAAGAGAAAGAAGAUAAACAAGCAGAAAAAGCAGAAAGUAAAGCCACUGAGUCAGCAGAGGAGGAAGGAGAGACACAAGAAGAGGAAGAGAGUGGAGCAGAGGAGGAAGGAGAGAACCAAGAAGACGAAGAGAGUGUAGCAGAGGAGGAAGGAGAGAACCAAGAAGAUGAAGAGAGUGGAGCAGAGGAGGAAGGAGAGAACCAAGAAGAGGAAGAGAGUGGAGCAGAGGUGGAAGGAGAGAACCAAGAAUACGAAGAGAGUGGAGCAGAGGAGGAAGGAGAGAACCAAGAAGACGAAGAGAGUGGAGCAGAGGAGGAAGGAGAGAACCAAGAAGAGGAAGAGAGUGGAGCAGAGGAGGAAGGAGAGAACCAAGAAGAUGAAGAGAGUGGAGCAGAGGAGGAAGGAGAGAACCAAGAAGAGGAAGAGAGUGGAGCAGAGGAGGAAGGAGAGAACCAAGAAGAGGAAGAGAGUGGAGCAGAGGAAGGAGAGAACCAAGAAGAUGAAGAGAGUGGAGCAGAGGAGGAAGGAGAGGGAGAGGAUAAGGAAGGUAGUGAAAGUAAAGAAAAUGAGGAGGAGGGGGAGGAGGAGGCAGGCGUAAGUGAGGAGGAGGGGGAGGAGGAAGAAGAAGAGUAUGAGGGAAAGGAUGAAGAAAGUGGAGAAGAUGAGGAUGAUGCAGGAGAGGAGGAAGCAGUUGAGGGUGAGGAAGAAGAGGGUGAAAAGAAAGAUGAAGAAGAUGAGAACAACGAAGUUGAAGAGGGUGAGGAGGGACGAGAAGAUGAUGAGAAAGAAGCCAGGGGAGAGGAAGAGGUUGAAGGUGGAAAAGGUGAGGAAGAGGAGGAAGAAGAAGAAGAGGGAGACAAAGAAGCAGAGGGAGAAAAUGAAGGAGAGGAAGGGGAAGACGGAGAGGAGGAAGAAGAAAGACUGCAAGGAGAGUGGGAGGAGGAAGAAGAAGAGGAAAUUAAGGAUAGAGAAGAUCAGGGAGAAGGAAAGGAUGAGGAUAUGAAAGAAAGAGAAGAGAAUAAUGAGGAUGAGAGUGAAAAGGAGGGGGAUGGUGAAAAACAGGAAAAGGAGAAAGAGGAAAGAGGAGUGCAUGAAGAGAGAGAUGAGGAAGCAAAUAAACAAAAAGAGGAAAGGGAGUGGCAAGAGGAGGAAGACGAGAAGGAAGAAGAGGAAGUGAAGGGAAAAAACGGGGAGGGGGAGGAGAAUGGGGGAGGUAAAAAAGAAGGGAAAGAAAAUAAGACAAGUGAUGGGGAGGUAGAACAAGAGGAAGAAGAGGGCGCAUGUGAACAGAAAGGGGAGAUGGAUGAGGAGGAAACGGGAGCGGGAGAGGAGGAAGGGGAAGGAGAAGAAGAGGAAGAGGAUGAAGAAAAGGAGGAGAAAGAUAGUAAAGGAGAGGAAGAGGAGGGAGAGGAAGAAGAAGAAGAGGGGGAGGAAGAAGAAGAGGGGGAGGAAGAAGAAGAAGAGAGAAAAUCACAGAAAGGGAUAAAGAAAGGGUCACAGAGCGUACCACCUAAAGCAGCUCCCCCCAGCAGGAAAGGGAAGGAAGAGCCCCCAAUGGAGAAACCCAAACCACCGGCCCGCACCAAGCAGAGGACCACAGGGGGAAAACAGGCCAAUGGAACCCAAGAAUCCCAACAGUUCUGGAACAAUGUCUUACCCCAGUACCUGGAGCUGAAGUGAAAUAUACUGGACAUCAAUGGUUUCCAAUUUUAUUUGGGUCACCCAUAACCUGACUGUUAAUAACGGCUGGAAUGGGUCUGGACCUCAGAAAACUAAGCCAGGUGCUCAAUAUACAGCACGACCCUACGUAAACUCCUUGAAUUUAAUCAAUAUCUGCAUACAAUUUACACAAUAUGCCCACUUUACUGUAAGGUACUGAACUGAGUGUACUCAUGCACUAUACUGUACUGAAUUGUAAUAUACAGAUAUUUGUAUUAAAUAAAGAGAAAUUGAGAACUUCA
Molecule: messenger RNA, 6471 nt
Organism: Salvelinus fontinalis (brook trout)
Lineage: Eukaryota; Metazoa; Chordata; Actinopteri; Salmoniformes; Salmonidae
Product: titin homolog
Exons: 14
Coding region: 77-6190 (2037 amino acids)
Source: RefSeq, a predicted model, not a curated record